Rhinocladiella mackenziei CBS 650.93 is the source of this 963-nucleotide messenger RNA. RefSeq lists its product as uncharacterized. The transcript is spliced from 2 exons. NCBI's taxonomy places the organism in Eukaryota, Fungi, Ascomycota, Eurotiomycetes, Chaetothyriales, Herpotrichiellaceae. The record is from RefSeq and is a predicted model, not a curated record. Gene Ontology annotation, biological process: regulation of transcription by RNA polymerase II. Gene Ontology annotation, molecular function: DNA-binding transcription activator activity, RNA polymerase II-specific. The coding region runs from base 1 to 963 and encodes 320 amino acids.
AUGCCAGCAUUCAAAGACAAUGCCCCCGCCAUCGCCAGAUUCAAUACCGCUGUCAGCUUCGAAUUGGACAGGCAAUGUACCGAGCUAUUGAAUCAGUUUCGGACCCGCACCAUAUAUUCUCUCGGAGCUAAAUACGUGGAACUCGCAGAGAAUGCCUUUUACAAAUUUGCUUGCUCGUAUCCCUUUCUAAUGCACGCUUUAUUAGCUAUCACGGCCCUGCAUAAUCGCUACAUGGGCGUGCGGGAUUCCAGACAUGGGCGAAGUAUACCAGCAACUUAUCAUGCAUCUCAAUGCAUAACCCUCUUCAACCAUGCAUUAUCCCAACCUGUUCAGCCAGAAGCCCGGGACCCACUAUGGUUGACCGCGGCCCUUGUGGGGAUCAUUGCUUUCUCGUCAAUCGAAUCAUUGUCGCCAGAAGAAUCAUGGCCUCUGAAACCAUCGGAGCCGGGUGAUCUGGAUUGGCUGAACAUGUGCAAGGGAAAGAUGGCCGUCUGGAAGCUCACAGAUCCCUUACGACCCAACAGCGCAUUCCGGUCCACCUCUGACGAGUACGCCCAGCUGUUCGCUUCCAUUCCCAGUGUUGGAAUCGACAAUGUUCCCUCCUCCCUGUCCCGCAUCUGUGGCCUCGACUCAUCAUCCACGGCCGAAAACAGUCCAUACUUUACAGCGGUACAUGUUCUAGCUCAACUUCAAAACCUUCCCCAUGAUCGGGUGACGAUGGCGAGAUCUCUGGCCUUUGGGUUCCACAUGCAAAAAUCCUUCAAGGCUCGAUUACAAGAGAAAGAUCCCGUGGCUCUCUUACUGUUGGCUCUCUGGUAUCAAAAGGCCGGGCCGACUGUGUGGUGGAUUGACAGUCGGGCGAAUAUUGAAGGUCAAUCUAUCUGCCUCUAUCUACGGCGCUAUCAUAAGAGCAACCGACAAAUACAGGACCUUCUACCUCUCGACACACCUUCUGUCCCGUGA